Messenger RNA from Closterium sp. NIES-65, 3019 nucleotides. Lineage: Eukaryota; Viridiplantae; Streptophyta; Zygnematophyceae; Desmidiales; Closteriaceae. The record is from the annotation of a GenBank genome assembly.
GCUGCUCACGGCCACCCUGGCCUGGCCGUCCCCGGCAGUGGUGUACAUCGGCAUCAUCCUCUCCACGCUUGGCGCCGCCAUGCAGAACCUCAUGAGCGCGCCGCGUCUGCUCACAGCCAUCGCCAAUGACGACAUCCUCCCCAUCCUGGACUGGUUCAAAACAGAGGACAACCAGGAGCCCUACCUCGCCACGCUCUGCACGCUACUCAUCUGCGCCGGCUUCGUGUGCAUUGGAGAUGUGGACUAUGUCACGCCGGUGAUCACCAUGUUCUUCCUGCUGUGCUAUCUCGGGGUGAACCUCUCCUGCUUCCUGCUGGAUCUGUUGGAUGCGCCGUCGUGGCGCCCGAGCGAUCACGCUCAUGAUAUCGUGGUUCUCGCCACUGUGCCUGCUGCUAGCCAUGCGAUUCAUCAAGAGCAUCAAAGAUCUCUCCUUCCCCCCCUUCUCCCCCUGGUGCCCCCCCUGCAGCGAUCAUCGAUCAUGUUCAUGAUAUCGUGGUUCUUCACGCUGCUGUGUCUGCUGCUAGCGGUGCUCAUCUACUACUACGUCAGCCUCAAGGGCAAGGCCGGCGACUGGGGCGACGGCUUCAAGUCUGCCUACCUGCAGCUCGCCCUGCGCUCCCUCAAGUUCCUUGGAGCGAGUCAGGUGCAUCCCAAGAACUGGUACCCCAUCCCGCUCAUCUUCUGCAAGCCCUGGGGCAUCCUGCCUCCCGACAUGCCAUGCCAUCCGAAGCUUGCUGACUUUGCCAACUGCAUGAAGAAGAAGGGGCGCGGAAUGACCAUCUUUGCCACCAUCCUCGAAGGCCGCUUCAGGGACCGGGCAGAGGAUGCACGGUCAGCGAGCCACCUGCUGCUGAGCUACAUUGACUACAAGCGCUGUGAGGGGGUGGCAGAGGCCAUCGUGGCUGACUCGCUCAACGAGGGAUUCCGCAUCGCAGUGCAAACCAUGGGGCUGGCGAAUCUCAAGCCCAACAUCGUGUGCAUGCGCUACCCUGAGAUCUGGCGCGAAGACAUCCAGAGGGACAUCCCCGGCACGUUUGUGAACGUCAUCAACGACUGCAACACAGCGAACAAGGCGUGUGUGAUCGUGAAGGGGCUGGACGAGUGGCCGGGCGAGUACCAGAAGCAGUACGGCACCAUCGACCUCUACUGGAUCGUGCGGGAUGGAGGCAUCAUGCUGCUGCUGUCCCAGCUGCUGCGGGCAAAAGAGAGCUUUGAGAACUGCAAGAUCCAGGUGUUCUGCAUUGCGGAGGAGGACACAGGCGCGGAGAACCUGAAGCUGGACGUGAGCAAGUUCCUGUACGACCUGCGCAUGCAGGCUGACGUCAUUGUCGUCACCAUGAAGGCGUGGGAAGACGUCGUGUCCGAUGCUGAGGGCGCUGAGGCAGAGCUCGCCCGGCAAGGCGCCAUGGAGGCUUUCACUCGGGCGCGGCGCAACAUAGCCCAGAGAAUGAGCGAGGACCCCGAGGCUGAGACGCACCACUCACUGCUGGACGAGAGCAAGGUGAAUAAGUUCCUCUACACCACAAUCAAGCUCAACUCCAUUAUUCUGCGGUACUCGCGCAUGGCUGCUGUGGUGCUCGUCAGUCUCCCGCCUCCCCCUCAGAACCAUCCCCCUUAUUGCUACAUGGACGCACACCACCUCAAGACACCGCUAGACUGGCGAGGGACCAUGGAUUUGGAUGCCGUGGACUACGGAGAGGACUGGCGAGAUGACGACGUACUUAAGGACCGGGUUGAACGGUCCACAGACGAUGCCGAAGCACGAGUGCCGCAUUCGGCCCGCGGAGUUCAUGGCGAUCAGCCAACGGCUAGCUCGAAUCAGCGAACCGCACUCGUUGCUCCUCCGUCUGCCAUGGAUUGUCGCAACUACGACGCCUCGGCUUACGCUGAGCGCGUUUUGCGCGAGCGGAAGCUAGCCGGGAGCGUGAUCUACGCUGCGCUGCUCGUUCCAGGUGACCACGUCAGCAUGCCAGCUGGAGAGCUGAGGGACGAAACUCACCCCAAAACUCUUUUCCCCGCCGCCUCUCUUCCCGCCUCCCCUGUCCCCGCGCAUGGCCAGCGCGGCGGCGGGCCUUGGGGGGAGGCGGGGGAGGGGGCGAGGCGCGUGGGGGAGGCGCAGCCCGCAGCAGCGGUGCAGGCGCACAAGGGGGCGGCGUUUGGGCUCAAGACGUGCGCUAUGGGGGGACAGCCGCUGCUGUUCAGCUGCGGGGACGACGGUCGUGUUGCAGGGUGGCGGUGGAGCGACCUCCUCUCAUCCAAUCCUGCUCAAGCCCCUCAAGUGGCCCCCUGCGUUGACCUGGUCAACCCCCCCACCACGUGGGCUGCUGCAAGGGGCGUGGCAGUGGUGCCAGAGACCAACGCCAUUGAUGUUGACGAGCAGAGGAACACCAUUUACAGUGCAGCAGGCAACGGGUGUGCAUACGCAUGGGACGUGGAGUCUCAGAAGCGGGUCGCUGAGUUUAGGGGCCACUCAGACUACCUGCACUGUGUGGUGGCACGGCCGCAGCACCACCAGAUAGUGACGGGGUCUGAGGACGGCACAUGCCGAGUAUGGGAUUGCCGCACAGCCACCACAGUGCUGUGUCUCAACCCCUUCACUGCGCGCCAAGCACCCCUCUCCCCCUCUUCGUCCUCCUCCCCCGCCUCGCCUUGGGUCAGCAGUAUAGCAACUGACUCCACAACUCCAUGGCUGCUGUGUGGCACAGGCGGCAGCACGGCGUCUCUCUUCUCGCUGCAGGCACCCGCCUCUGCACUGCUGCGUGUGUCUCUUGGCGCGCCAGUGCAUGCGGUGGCCAUGGGGAGGGAUGCGGAUGAGAUACUAGUGGCGGGAGCCAGCGCUGUGUUGACUCGGUUAACUUUUGCCGGCCAGCUCAAGUCACUAACUGCCACGGCCAUGCGAUCCAUCUACUCCCUCCAUUCACAUUCGCCGUCCCAGCUUGUGGCAGUGGCGGGGAGAGGGGGGACAGUCGAUAUAAUCACCAGCAUUGGCAGUCACCUGGCCACUUUUCAGUGCGCCUGA